This is a messenger RNA of Homarus americanus (American lobster), 1827 nucleotides long. RefSeq lists its product as uncharacterized. Bases 198 to 1724 code for a protein of 508 amino acids. Lineage: Eukaryota; Metazoa; Arthropoda; Malacostraca; Decapoda; Nephropidae. The record is from RefSeq and is a predicted model, not a curated record. The transcript has 6 exons.
ACCGAGCGUGGAGACUGGCUGGAGUGGAGUAUAUUUCCUGUUUUUCUCAUUCUCAGUGUUGCUUCAGCAUUCGUCGUGUAUGCGAGUGACUGUCCUCUCGAACAAGUGUGCUGUAAUAGUGUAUUAUACGCUAUUAACUUGUGUAAUAUGGUGUAAUAUUCUGUGAUACGAAACCAUCGUAAAAAUACAAGGUGACAAUGGUGUGGGUGACAAGGAUGGGCAGUCUGCUGAUGGCCGUGUUGUGGAUAGCCAAUAUUGUGCUGGACAUUAUGGCCAUAAUAGACUUGAUAUAUAAAACUGUCGGCGAUGGUAUUUUCCUCGCUAUAUGUUUUAUAUUUCUCCAUGUCAUCAUCAACGCUUGGCUUGUUAGAGUAUUGUUCCAUGGAUUUAACAAAUUGGGAUUAUUCUUCCUCUUCUUGACAUCACAAUCAACUCUCUUCUUGUUGAGUCGUGGGGCAUGGCAUGGCCUACGGGCCUGCUGUGUACAGAGCCAGCGGGAGAAGACACGUCGGACUCUCAGGGCAAAGUUUGCACUCGUCUGUGAAAUGAGGAACUCCUUUGAAAAGCUUUCAGUUGAAGGAUCUGAAUACAGCUUGAGGAGCUGUGUUCUCUCCCAGUCUGAGGCGGUACCAGCUGACACAUCAGGAGCUCCUGUCGUCCUUCAGCCAUCCAAUAUCAUCUGUACUGUUGAACAGGGCACUGAUGUCUCAGUCAAAAUGGAGAAGACAAAGUUCAUUCCUAACACCAAAAAGAUUGUUCUUAAUCUAGAUGCUCCUCCCGAUAUAUAUGGUGGGGAGCCAAGCGUAUACAAAUAUGUAAUACGAAAGUUACAGGCACUGUUUUCAGAUAAAAUGAAUCUAUCAUAUCACAUUGUGACAGAUUCGACCAACACAAAGAUCCUUCAUGCCUCUUGUACAGAUAAACGCAUUGGCACUUUGCCUGAUCGUAUCAUCAGUGAAAAUCCACAUGUCAUCUGCAAUGAUACCCACUAUGUUUUAAACCUAUCUAGGAUCAAUGGUUAUGAAGUUUAUAAUAUUACAAAACGGUCUUUUGUAGAUAUCACCAGCUUCGUCAACAGAGACCUGACCAAGUUGAUUUGGCUUCCAAUAUGGCCCGUGGCUGCAGUGAAGAUCUUUAUUACAUUGAGUUUCCGGGCACAUAUGAAGGGUGAUUCAAUCCCUGCAUUGAUCUAUGCAAGCACAGUGUUUGGGAUACUGACAUGGAUGGUGACGCAGAGAACACUCUACCACACCAACCUUGAUGUCUUCUUACUGGCUGGUCUCAAGCUUUUCUUCUAUGUUACAAGAACCAUCCUGGUAUGUGGUACGAGCGUCAUCACCACGCUACUGUACAUCCCCAUCAUCUACCUUUCUGCCAAGGCUGCAGGGGUUGUUGGUUUCAUGGGCUACUUGGCCUAUGUGAAAGCAGCCAGAAAUAUAGAGCUCUUUGAUGAUCCAGUUGACAUAUACACCUUCUACCCCAUGCAUAACCCAUCAGUGCAGGUGGCAGAGAGCAUAGUGUAUUGCAUUUGGGCCGUGUGUGCGUAUUGUACUAGUUCAGAUUCCCAUGCUUCUAUUGGUCUUGCCAUUAUGCUCAUUACCCUUAUUGGUCACAGCAUUGGCUUGGGGUGGCUUUGGUUUAUGAGGUCAUGGCGAAGCCAACCACUACGUGACCCUGCCCAGGUACUUACCCUAAUAAAGCAGAUGGAAUAUGUUAGGAUGUAGAAUUUCUGUUAUCUCUCUCGCACACGCAAUAAAGUUUCUAUGACCAGGAAAGUCAUAAUGGAACCUGUCAUUACCACUCACCAAUUUAUCACACAAGGAUUUU